Salvia splendens (bonfire salvia) is the source of this 2511-nucleotide messenger RNA. RefSeq names its product pentatricopeptide repeat-containing protein At4g26680, mitochondrial-like. Bases 180 to 1763 code for a protein of 527 amino acids. Gene Ontology annotation, molecular function: protein binding. NCBI's taxonomy places the organism in Eukaryota, Viridiplantae, Streptophyta, Magnoliopsida, Lamiales, Lamiaceae. The record is from RefSeq and is a predicted model, not a curated record. The transcript is spliced from 2 exons.
UUUCUUCUCCAGACCCUGCCUUUCGACCGCCGUCGCCGCCACUGCCACCUCCAACCACGGUCCCUCAGCUAAUCGGCAAAGCCAGCGACUGUUGCACCUAAAACUAGUAUUUGGUGAUUACUGAAUUCUUCUCUCUUUUCCCUUUCCAUCUAAAGUUUGAUUUCAAUAUAUUCAGAACGAUGAAAAACCUCUCGCGCAGCUUCUCCACAUUCCUCAACCAUACCAAAACAAAUGCCAAAACCGACCUAAAAAAUUCGAUUGAAACCCCAAUUCCCAGUAACCGCAUAAAAAACCCCAUCUUGUUACCUCACCGAACGAUGCCCACUGCAAAAGGUCAAGAUUCGGACUUUAUAAACGUAGCCCAUAGUCAUCUCAUUCGCUCCGAAUGGGAUAAACUGAACAAAAUAUCCUCCGGUUUAACCCCAUUUCGAAUUAAGCACAUACUGCUGAAAACCCAUAAAGACUAUGUCAUUUCUCUCGAAUUCUUCAAUUGGAUUGAGCUCAUGAAUUCCGAGCUCAACACCCUCGAUGUGAUUUCAAUCCUUCUCCAUAUCUUAACCAAGAAUCGCAAGUUCAAAUCCGCGGAGUCGAUCAUGAGAAGAACCCUUGAAACGGGCUCUUUGGAUUUGAAUUUUCCGAGAAAGGUAUUUGAGGCUUUGGUUUACUCUUAUAAGCUGUGUGAGUCUUCAUCGCGUGUAUUUGAUGCUCUGUUCAAGACUCAUGCGCAUAUGAAGAAGUUUAGGAAUGCAUCUGAUUGUUUUAAUUGGAUGAAGGAGUUUGGAUUCUAUCCCACUGUUGAGUCUUGUAAUGCAUAUCUGAGUGCAUUGUGCAGCUUGAGUCGUAGUGAUAUCGUAUCGUCUUUUUAUAGGGAAAUGCGUAGGUGCCGUAUUUCUCCCAAUGUUUAUACUGUUAAUAUGGUUAUAGGGGCUUAUUGUAAAGCUGAUAGAUUGGAUUUGGGAGUUGAGUUGUUCAAGGAUAUGGAAGGGAUGGGGUUAGCACCUAGUGUUGUUUCGUAUAAUACUUUGAUUAAUGGAUACUGCUGUAAGGGUCUCUUGAGUAGUGCUGUGAAGCUCAAGAGUGCGAUGGAGAAGGAUGGUGUUCGGCCAAAUGAUGCUACGUAUAACACGCUCAUGUAUGCUUUGUGCAAGGAGGGGAAAAUGCAUGAUGCGAACAAGCUGUUGAGUGAAAUGAGAAGCACGGAUGUUGCUCCCACGACUGUUACUUACAACACUCUGAUCAAUGGCUACAGUGAAGCUGGAAAUAGUGAGAUGGGAAUGCGCCUCUUUGAGGAAAUGUUGGUGGCUGGCGUUGAUGCUGAUAUCUUGACUUAUAAUGCUGUCAUUUUGGGGUUGUGUAAGCAGGGGAAGACAAAGAAAGCUGCGUUUAUGGUGAAAGAACUUGAUAGGAAGAAGUUGGUUCCUAAUUCGUCAACCUUUGCAGCCCUCAUUACCGGGCAGUGCGUGAGAAACAAUCCUGAUCAUGCUUUUGAGAUCUACAGAAGCAUGAUCAGGAGUGGCUGUCAGCCCAAUCGAGCAACUUUUCAAGUGUUAGUGUCUGCUUUUAUAAAGAGUGAGGAUUAUGAAGGAGCAGUUAAGGUUUUGAAGGAAAUGAUGGAAAGAGCUAUAGCUCCAGAUUCAGAUGCCUUGUCUUGUGUUUUGAAUGGACUUGGGAAAGAGGGAGUUGUAAUGGACUUGGUUAAGGAGAUGAAAUCUCGGCACCUUAUGCCCCGAGGAAUCACUAAUGAAGUCUCGAGUACCUUUUAACAAAGCUUUAUGGCUUGUCAGUCAAAAUUUAAUUACAUCAUGCAAAAUGUUUGAUUGUGGUCCAAAGACUCAAUACACCACUGGGCAGCGGGACAAGUUUGUAAGGUAUCAAUAUCCUUUUCGUUUUCUAUAUAAUUCUCGAAUUGUAGAGUUAUCUAAUUAGCUGGCUUCGCAGAGCUUGGACCGCUUAUGCUAACGAUGCUUGCCGAGAAAGUGAGGUUUGAGCAAAUAUACUCCCUCCGUCCACGAUUAAUUGACACCAAUUUCCUUUUUCGUCCGUCCACAAUUAAUUGACACACUUACUUUUUACUACUUUUGCUUAGGACCUCACAUUCCACUAAUUUAUCACACUCACAUUUUAUUAUAAAAUUAAUAUAUAAAAGUAGGACUCACAUUCUACUAACUUUUUCAACCCACUUUCCACUAUAUUUCUUAAAACCCGAGCCAAGUCAAAAUGGCUCAAUCAAUUGUGGACAGACCGACAGAGUGAGUAAUUUGUAAAUUUCCUGCAAUGUUGGACGCUUCUUCAAUCAUGUCUGUACAAUAACUGUUCUCAUCAAUGCACUUGUGAUAAAGUACCAGAUGCUGUUUCACUCUCUUCUAUUAGACAAGUAUUUAUGAAGGUUUUUUCUUUCUUUUUAUUAAUAGAUUGGAUGAGUUGGAUUCCAGACUCUUAUCCCCUUCUACUUCAGUUGCUACAGAAAAAUGUGACUUUAGUCUCGAUGGUUUAAGCCGUGGUAAUCAUAGA